AUGCCGAAGCCACGCUCCAAGCGACAGGCUAUCCGCGAAGAACGAAAGCAGAAACGGCAGGAGAAUGAAUCUGCUGCUGGUACCGCUGGUGAAGACUCGGCCAGGUCCAACAAGAGACAGAGAUUGAACGACGAGGAGGGCGACAACGAGAAUGACAACGAGAACCCCAAUGCCACCGGUGACCAAGCCCUGACGGCCGAGUAUGGCUACGAACAGUCCCUGUCUACCGGUCCCGCCCAAGCCGAACGAGAAUUCUUUGGCAUGCUAUCCGAGCAAGAACAAGAGUAUUUCCGUUCUGUGGACGAACAACUCGACAUUGAUGAUUUCCCAUCACAAGAGGAACGCCAGCUGUACUUGGCUGGUGUCUUCGCAGAGGCCGAAGGCAAGGAGCUCAAGCUGGCCUGCAGUCAAUCAUGUUCGAGACUGAUGGAACGCCUGAUCCUCAUGUCGAAUACAAGGCAAAAGAAGAAGCUGUUCGAGCAGUUUGCGACUCACUUCCUGAACCUCAUACAGCACCGUUUCGCAAGUCACUGCUGCGAGACCCUGUUCCUGCAAUCAGCUCCUGUUGUCACGCGAGAGCUGGGAGGGGAACGGGACGACAUGCCGACCGAUGGAGAAGACCCGGACCAGAGAGCACUGCCAUCCAUGGAAGAGUUGUUUCUGCUAACACUGGAUGAACUCGAGGGCCAGCUCAGCUACUUGCUUACCGACAAGUUCGCCUCCCACACCUUGCGCGUGCUGUUGAUGAUCCUAGCAGGCCGGCCGUUGGAACAGUCGCAGACGAAAUCCCUGAUCCAUAGCAAGAGGAAAGAGAAGAUAUCUGCUCCUUGGACAUUCAACGAUUCUGCUGAGUCCAAAAGCGAGCUUCGUGCUGUGCCCAGCUCUUUCGGUCUGGCGACUAAGAAGAUCAUUGCUGACUCAAUAUCGGGAAUGAGCCUCACAGAGUUGCGUGUCCUGGCGACACAUCCUACUGGAAACCCAGUUCUCCAGCUACUACUAGAGCUUGACAUCACAAUGUCAUCCAAGUCGGGAGAUGAGCCGGGGGACAUGACACUCUUGUGGCGUCUCCUACCUGAUGCCCCUGCAUCCCUCAUGGAUGCCACCACACCAGCGGCUGACUUUGUCAACUCCAUGAUGUAUGAUGUCAUCGGCUCUCGACUUCUAGAGACGCUCAUCACACAUAGCCCCGGCAAACUGUUCAAGGGGCUGUACAAACAUAUUAUCGGACCUAGAAUUCACAGCCUUCUACGCAACGACAUCGCAUCCUACCCCGCCAUAUGUGUCCUCAAUCGACUCAGCAAAGAAGACUUGGUGGCUGCCGUCGAGAAGACCUUACCCGAGCUUGAUAAAUUGGUCACGUUGUCAAGAUUCAACGUGAUCAAGACGCUGUUCGAACGCUGUCAGGUUCGCCAGGCCACCUCUGAGGUGGCAGCUCUCACAAAGGCCCUCAUUGAGGCUUGUGGCUCUGAUUCCAAGGCUCUCGUCCCUAGACUUUGUCUACCACCACAGCCAGAAGGUCAAGAUGGAAAGGGGCAUGAUCCAUCGUCGAAGAACCGUUCCGCCUUGGUUUCGCACGGAUCCCAGCUAGUUACAACAUUGCUGGCUAUGCCUGGAACACCGUGCAAAGCCAUCCAGACGUCAUUGUCUGCUCUGACAGCAGAACAAAUCCUAGAGCUUGCGACAUCGUCCGCUCCAACCUCGCACGUCCUGGUUGAUGCCCUCUCUACCCCAUCGCAGAACAAGAUAUUCCACAAAGCACUGGUAGCCGUCCUGCGGCCUCACACUAUGGCCCUAGCCAUGUCUGCUCAUGGUAACAAGGUCUUGAACUCAGUCAUCUCUGCGCCAUCAAAGAGUGACGGCAUAACUAUUCCCUUCCACUUAAAAGAGUUAAUCAUAUCACAACUAGGUGAGCAUGAGUCAGAACUGCGAGAGUCCUUUGAGGGACGCCGGGUAUGGCGAUCCUGGCAAGGGGAUUUGUGGAGGAACCGAAGAACAGAAUGGAUUGCCUGGGCCAAGGAAGUCGACUCUGCACCAGAACCAGUGGUGUCAGGGCGACAACCGAAAGCCAACGGCCUCCGUCACGGAAAUGUCAACAGCAUAAAAAUCCAAGGGAGGGACAAUUUUGGUAGUAACGCCCCUGUGAAGAAGAGGAAGAGAGAUGCUGAGAUUGCGUCUUAG
Messenger RNA from Anthostomella pinea, 2178 nucleotides. The record is from the annotation of a GenBank genome assembly. Lineage: Eukaryota; Fungi; Ascomycota; Sordariomycetes; Xylariales; Xylariaceae.